AUGUCUCGUUUCUUUUCUUCCUCGGCUGCCAAUGCCAAGGCUGCUUUCAAAAGACUUCUGGGAUAUCCCCUUGAGAAGCUCGAUCCACGGUGGAAGUUGGCUGUGGAGACUUACAAGAAAAAAGGAGGUCCUCACAAAACCGGUCAGAAUGUAGCUGAUAUUGUGGUCUACUACCCGGCAGAUAGCUCCAGUCCAGUCCAUACCUCCCGAUAUAAUCCGAGCGAUACGAGACCGAUACUCAGUGUUAAGCUUAAGUUGGCGGAUGGCAGCUUUGCUCCGGGCACCCAUCAUAUCUUCAACGACGGUACGGGCACAGCUAAGAAGGAUGAUGAUCCGGAGUAA
Molecule: messenger RNA, 342 nt
Organism: Metarhizium acridum CQMa 102
Lineage: Eukaryota; Fungi; Ascomycota; Sordariomycetes; Hypocreales; Clavicipitaceae
Source: RefSeq, a predicted model, not a curated record